GAAUAAUAUCUUCUCCCCACUCUCUCUUAACCUUUUGGCUUCGCUAUUUCUCUGCCAGUCAAGUGGUUUCCAUAGAAAAUCGUUUUUCGCCGAAUUCGAAACGGAAAGAAAAGAAAAGCUUUGGGAGAAAUUUGCUGCAUCGAGCUUGCAAAUGGAGGUCUGGUUCUUGUCAGUGAAGCUCUGAAGGAUAUCGGUAUGAAUGGGAAGUUUACCUUGUGCUGAGACAAAAGCUUUAAGAGUUCUUUGAUGCAGGAACAGGUUGUCGUUCCUUUUCAUGAAAUUUGAUAUGAAUUUUUGUUUUUGAGCUUUUGAUUUCUGUCUGGGGGCUGGAGUUUGGAGGUAUGGAUCUAUAUUUUUCUAUCUUAACUUUUUGAAUCACAACUUUGCUUUUAUUACGAAGUGUAGGUUUUUGUCAUGUAAAGUCUGUUAACAAUUACCGUAUGCAAAUUCUGAUUUACUCCCAUGAUAUUUGUGUGGGUAUAAAUUUGUUUUGGCCUGUGGAGUAUGCUCAGGUAUAGGGUAUUUUUUUUGUUUCUUUCAGAGUUAUUAUAAAAGUAUCAUAAAAGUACUGACUUGACUGAUGGAUAGGGUUGUUAUUUGCAGAAAUUGAUAGUUGAAGUGCUUGAGAUGUGGGGAAUCCAUGACUCACCUGACGAGGGUGUUGCAUUUGUGUGUUAAUUCCUCACAAUGUUUUUUCAGUGUGGUUGAUAUAGGCUGGUCCAAUGAACAAUAAUGUUGGGAAAGGGAAAAGAGGUUUGGCAGAACGUAAUCAUAUGAUUUUUGACAAAAAGAGCCUCAAUUUUGGAGUAGCCAAUGGAGGGGUAAGUUCUGGAUCAUCAACAGAAGAUGACCCAAGAUUUAAUAAGCUGAGUCAAGAUGGAAACAAUGGAUUGAAGGGUCUGAUUCAAAUCAAUGGGAGCUUGCAGGUUUCACAGCAACCACCUCAAGGGCCAGUCAUUUGCUGGGAGAGAUUUCUCCCUGUGAGAUCAAUAAAAGUUUUGCUGGUGGAAGAUGAUGAUUCAACACGCCACGUUGUGCGUGCUCUUUUAUGCAAUUGUAGUUACGAAGUUACUGCUGUUUCCAAUGGUCUUCAAGCCUGGAAAGUCCUAGAAAAUCCAGAAAAUUGCAUCGGUCUGGUCUUAACAGAGGUAGCUAUGCCAAUUUUGUCUGGAAUAGGUCUUUUGUGCAAGAUCAUGAACCACAAAACACUGAAGAAUAUCCCUGUGAUUAUGAUGUCGUCUCAUGAUUCUAUGGGUAUCGUCUUUAAGUGUUUGUCAAAAGGUGCUGUUGACUUUUUAGUGAAACCUAUUCGGAGGAAUGAACUUAAAAAUCUUUGGCAGCAUGUCUGGAGAAGAUGCCACAGUUCUAGCGGCAGUGGGAGUGAAAGUGCGACCAACUUCAGAAAAUCUACGAAGUCAAGAAGUAAUGAUGCUUCUGAAAACAAUAGUGACAGCAAUGAGGAGAAUGACUAUGGAAGCAAAGGCUUGAGCAUUCGAGAUGGAAGUGACAAUGGAAGUGGCACUCAGUCUAGCGGCAGUGGGAGUGAAAGUGCGACCAACUUCAGAAAAUCUACGAAGUCAAGAAGUAAUGAUGCUUCUGAAAACAAUAGUGACAGCAAUGAGGAGAAUGACUAUGGAAGCAAAGGCUUGAGCAUUCGAGAUGGAAGUGACAAUGGAAGUGGCACUCAGAGUUCGUGGACUAAAUGUCUGGCUCAAGUUGGCAGUCCUCAUCCACUUUCACCACAUAAACAAUUGGUUGAUCCCCCUGAUAGCACUUGUGCCCAAGUGAUGCAAACGAAGACUGAAAAAGCUAGUAGUAGAUGGGUGCAUGCAACAGAAAAGGAGUGCCUUGAACUUAUUGAUCAUCUUGAUGAUGUUGCAAUGGGCAAGGACUUGGCUGUUGGAAUAUCUUUGAGUAUGCAACUAGAGCAUCGACUUGAGGGACUGUCUAGCAAUCCAAUGGGUAAAGGGGCAAAUAAAAUGUCUGAUGAUGAUGAUAUGCAGAUAGUUAAAGGACAGAGUAAUGCCUGUGAAAAAGGAGAAAUGGAAUGCAAUGGUGGUAAAACCAGGACACAGGAAAAUCAGACUAUGAAUGUUAUUGAUGUUACUGAUAGCAACAGUCCACAGGCUGAAAGCAGAGACUUGAACACUCCAAAUGGGUUCUCUGGUUUCUCACUAACGAAAGAAAACUCUUGCCCCAAAGAGCAUCCAUCCCUGGAACUAACUUUGAAAAGGCUGGGAGAAGUAAGAGAUCCUAAAAAUGUCACGGGUGAAGAAUGCAAUGUUUUGAGACAUUCAGACCAAUCAGCAUUGUCAAAAUAUAAUACUGCUUCUUCUGCUAACCAGGCUCAAACAGGAAAUGUAGGAAGCUGUUCUCCACUGGCCAAUGGCUCAGCUGCACCUAAUGCAGAGGUAAUACACAACUUUCCAUCUCACUCAAAUGUCACUCCUCCAAACCAGCAAUCUAAUGGGAGCAACAACAUCAAUGACAUGGCCUCCAUUAAUACAUAUCUUGGCACCAAACCUUGUACUUUUGACAAGAUGCCAGAGUCUGUAAGAGGUUUGGGCUCAUUUAAUUCCUCUGAACUCCGAACAAUACGGAACAAUAGUAUCUCUUCGUCUCAGAAGAAAACCUAUGCCCGGGAAGAAUAUAUGGAAAUUGUUAGAGGACAAGUGGGAAGCUCUGAACAUGACUUCAAAGCCGAGCACACUCAUUAUGAGCUUCACCAUUAUAAUCACAUUUCCCGUAAAGCGGCUGUAGAUCUCCAAUCAGAUCAUGAUCUCUUACUCAAAAGAUCAACCAACACUGCUCAGCAAUGUGUAUCAUCAAAUGCGUUUGGAGGGCCAGCAGAAAGUAAUGCUGCAAACUACACAAUAGAUGGAAAUGCUGGGGAGAGUGAUCACGGGAGCAAUGGACAUGGGAGCAAUGGACAGGACGGAACCAUGACAAUGAGGACAGUAAAUGUGGAAAAUGGCAAUGUGGCUGUUGGGAGCAUUGGAGUUGGUGGCAUUGAUAGGAAAACCAUUGGGAAUGGGGCAGAUGAAGGACGACUUUCAUUGAGAGAGGCUGCUUUGACCAAGUUUCGUCAAAAGAGAAAAGAAAGAUGCUUUGAGAAAAGGGUUCGAUAUCAUAGCAGGAAAAAACUAGCAGAACAGCGGCCUCGUAUUAGGGGACAAUUUGUUAGACGAAUAGUGUCUGAAGCCAAAGAAGAAAAAGAUCACCAAAGUGACAACCUGGUACCUGGGGAUAAUACCGACAUUCCUCAAUAACACCAGCCAAAUGCUGGCCAUUAUUUGACUGAUUCUGUUCCAGUAGCGACCUCCAGCUUCUUGCUUGUCAGACUAGUCCUUCGCACAAUCACCUAGGAAGGAGCUCGGAAGUUUGUCUAGUGGGAACCUGUGAUUAGGUAGUUUACCUUUACCUCUGUUGUUUUGAAGAACAGAUAUUUAAUUUGAACCUUCAGGACAACUUUCUAUAAUCUGAUCUUGGUUGUGUGAACUUGAAAACUCCAAAUGGACCCAUGGAAGUGGUUACCUUUGGAUAGGUUAACCUCUGAUGAAAUAAAAUUUAUCAUGUUAGCUUUUA
Molecule: messenger RNA, 3585 nt
Organism: Vigna umbellata (rice bean)
Lineage: Eukaryota; Viridiplantae; Streptophyta; Magnoliopsida; Fabales; Fabaceae
Gene: PRR3
Product: pseudo-response regulator 3
Biological process (GO): cytokinin-activated signaling pathway; phosphorelay signal transduction system
Molecular function (GO): protein binding
Source: RefSeq, a predicted model, not a curated record